AUGGGUGGACGGAUGUAUCAAAGAUCUGUCGCACUUAUCAUGCCUACUGCAAUGUCCUUGGAAUACUCUUCCUUAUACCACAAGGCAUCUGAUGCACCUUCACCAGACCUUUCGCUAGCUAAUCAACAUCGCCCUACUGCUCCUUAUCUUCGACCUUCCUCACCUCUAGAUUUAGAAGGACCGAAAGCAACUGAAACAUGUCUUGGUCUUCCGAUACUACAUCCUUUGGCGGAAGAGGCGUUGGCACUGCGACUGAGACUGCUGCUUACUAGUAAUACCACUAGUCACUACCAACUUGAUACCUUCGCUACAUCUGCAAUAUGA
Molecule: messenger RNA, 324 nt
Organism: Aspergillus niger
Lineage: Eukaryota; Fungi; Ascomycota; Eurotiomycetes; Eurotiales; Aspergillaceae
Exons: 3
Coding region: 1-324 (107 amino acids)
Source: RefSeq, a predicted model, not a curated record